AUGGUCUCAGGUGGUGGGAAGCACCUGCAGGUGCUGCCCUCAGGAGGCCACAGGGUGGUUGGUGGUGGGGACACAGAGGCACCAGGUGCCCCUGCCGUUGUCUCCUGCAAGGCACAGGGGCCUAGACUGUUCACCUGCAGCACCUGGCUAACCCUGCCUGUGACCUACAUCAUCACAGAGCAGGUUGUGGGGAUGGAGUACCAGGAGCAGAGUUCUUGCAGCCAGAUGCUGCGGGGCCUGCAGUCCCAUUCUGUCUACUCCAGAGGCUGGUACGAUGUGGCCUACAACUUCCUGGUUGGGGACAAUGGCAGGGUGUACGAAGGUGUUGGCUGGGACAUCCAAGGCCUGCACACCCAGGACUACAACAGUGUCUCACUGGGCAUUGCCUUCUUUGGCAAUAAGAUGGGCAGCAGUCCCAGCCCGACUGCCUUGUCAGCUGCAGAGGGCCUUAUCUCCUGUGCCAUCCAGAAGGGUCACCUGUCACUGAGGUAUAUUUGGCCACUUCUUCUGAAAGAAGAGAGCUUCCUGGACCCUCAAUAUCCAGUGAUGCCCAGGAAAGUUUGCCCCAACAUUGUCCCACGAUCUGCUUGGGAAGCCAGAGAGACACAUUGUCCUGAAAUGAACCUUCCAGCCAAAUAUGUCAUUAUCAUUCACACAUCUCAGACCAGCUGCAACAUAUCCAUGGACUGCUGGACUCUCAUCCAGAACAUCCAGUCCUUUCACAUGGACACAUGGGGAUUUUGUGACAUUGGAUAUCACUUCCUGGUGGGCCAAGAUGGUGGUGUGUACAAAGGGGUUGGCUGGCACAUCCAGGGCUCGCACACCUAUGGCUACAAUGACAUUGCCUUGGGGACUGCCUUCAUGGGCCACUUUGUAGAAAAGCCUCCAAAUGCUGUGGCGCUGGAGGCAGCCCAGGACCUGAUCCAGUGCGCCGUGGUCAAGGGGUACCUGGCUCCUGACUACCUGCUGGUGGGCCACAGUGAUGUGACCAGCACCCCGUCCCCUGGGCAGGCUUUGUACAACAUCAUCAGAACCUGGCCUCACUUCAAGCACUAA
Otolemur garnettii (small-eared galago) is the source of this 1056-nucleotide messenger RNA. RefSeq names its product peptidoglycan recognition protein 3 (gene PGLYRP3). The coding region runs from base 1 to 1056 and encodes 351 amino acids. NCBI's taxonomy places the organism in Eukaryota, Metazoa, Chordata, Mammalia, Primates, Galagidae. The record is from RefSeq and is a predicted model, not a curated record. Gene Ontology annotation, biological process: peptidoglycan catabolic process. Gene Ontology annotation, molecular function: N-acetylmuramoyl-L-alanine amidase activity; zinc ion binding. The transcript is spliced from 7 exons.